GGGGCUGCCUAGGCUAGACAAACAGAUCUAGGCUAGACAGGUUUCAGCUGGACAUGCCCUGCUCCGAUUGGUUGUCUGCGGCGUCGUCUGUCUUCUGUUUUGAUUCGGCUGAGUUGAAAGUUGGGGUGUUGGAUGGCUGAUGCUGAUGACGUACGUUGCCUCCUGAAAGCUGUCACUGAAGGUUCUAGGCCAUCAGCUGUUCAUAUGAACCAAUGACGGCAAGACGUCGCAGAGGGGGCUCAGAAUCGGAACAGGCCCCACUUAUUGUAACAGGAAGUGCCUCCUAUGCUAACGGUGGAUCCGGAUUCUCCUCCUCGACAUUUACUCAGCAUUCAGCCCAUCAUGUGGAAGAUUCAGGCUACGGCCUAGACAGUGCUCCUUUUGGAAACGGAACUGUACCUGCAUUUAACCCAGCCAUGACGUCACGUGAUAGAAGUAAUGAGUUUGCCAGUGCGGUCAGGUCUCUGCAGGGACGCCAAAUCAUCCAGGCAUCUCAAGCCAGAGAUCCAAGGAAAGCACGACACAUUCAGAGCUAUGCAGAGUUUAUGAUGAUUGCUCGGACCAUUGGUAAAAACAUUAGCAGUACCUACUCAAAGUUGGAAAAGCUAACCCUGCUUGCCAAACGUAGAUCACUUUUCAAUGACAGGCCUACAGAGAUACAAGAGCUGACUUACAUUAUCAAAGAAGAUCUGGGCAGUCUGAAUGGACAGAUUGCAAGACUGCAAGAGGUGGCCCGCAACCAGCGAAGAUCCCAACAAUCAGGGAGAGACCAUCUCUUAUCGCACUCAUCAAGUGUGGUCUUAGCUCUGCAGUCCAAACUCGCAUCCAUGUCUUCAGAUUUCAAAAAUGUUUUAGAAGUUAGAACCGAGAACCUGAAGCAGCAAAAAACCAGAAGAGACCAAUUUUCUCAAGGCCCAUUAUCAAGCUCUCUCCCACCCUCCGCACUUUCUGGACAUCAUCAUGGCUCUGUUCUUUUAUCUGAAGAACAAGUUUCAAUCGACAUGGAAGAGGGAAGUCCGUUACUCCCUCCGACUCAAAAGCAGGCUAUGAUUUAUGAUGAAACGGACAACUACCUUCAAAGCAGAGCAGAAACAAUGCAGAACAUUGAAUCAACCAUAGUAGAAUUAGGAGGAAUUUUCACACAGCUUGCUACAAUGGUGAAAGAGCAGGAAGAAAUGGUUGAAAGAAUUGAUACCAAUGUACAAGAUGCUGAACUCAAUGUUGAGGCAGCUCAUGGAGAAAUUCUGAGAUACUUCCAAUCAGUCACAUCAAAUCGCUGGUUAAUGAUAAAAAUAUUUGCAGUUCUUAUAUUUUUCUUUAUCUUCUUUGUUGUAUUUUUGGCAUAAAUUAUCCUCUCUUGUCUGUUUGUCAAACAUGCCGUGGUUUCAGUGCAGCAAAAGAAGUUAUCACUGAUCAGUUACCAAUAGAUAGUUGUCUCUUUAUUUGGUCAUCACAGGUCUGUGGAAGCAAUGGUUGUUUAAAGCAUGAUAAGCAGUACUCCAAUUCAAAGUUCAAUAUAUUUUUCUCACUUUUCCAAUUUUUAAGAGUAUUGCUGUCUGAAUAUUGUUUAUCAAGGCACAGAUAUUUAUACCUUGAGUAUGACACAAUAAAUUUGAUGUUAAUGUUGCUGCUCACUUUUGAAAUUUUAAAACCUAAAACAUAAUUAAUGUAUGAGUAAGACUUUGCAGACUUGUCAGACUUGUACUGUGCAAGAAAUUUGUGUGAUUAUUGUAAUUUGACAGCAUCCUGGAUGUCUUUACAAGAUCUUUAUAUUUUGUACAUGUUAUAUGGUAAUUGUACAAUCUGAAUAGAGUUGGUAGACUUCCAAUGUUUUACUCUUUCUAUAUCAUAUGCUAUGAAUACUAGUAGGUAUAUUUUUUUAAACCUGAAUAUUAUCUUUUAUUUACUAAGAACCAAACAUCUUUGUUUGACUUGCCUGUGGUUAUGUUUUCUCCUUUUAUAUAGAACUUCAAUAUAUUAUUAUUGUUUGUUGUUUAUAAAGUUCCAAUUUAUGCAAACAGCAGUUUCAGUUUUUAUGCUGCUUUGAUAUUCUUUGCAAUAACAUUCAAUUUCCUUAGUGCAAGGUCUCCUCUCUCUUCUUGGUUGUCCAUACUCUGGAUCUUUGCUAGUUGUUAGUGCACUUCACAUACCGUUUGUGGUUGGCCACUGCAGGUCUCUGGUCCUUCCAUCAGGAACUUUAGUAAAUGAUUACUGCCCUUUUAUGAUCAUUCCAUAUCUGUUGAAUGUUCAUGUGUAGAAUAAACUGUUGCCUUUAUCAUUUUGAUUGUUGUGGAUUUUUUGUACAUAGUGCAACAUCUCAGUUUGGAAACUGAAAUGAGUAUCAAUGAGUUGUGUCCUCAACUACCCCCUCCCCUUUCCAGCCGUGUAGCUAUCCUAUUUCUUGUAUUGUGUUUAAAUGUGUUCCAGUCUUUUGAUAGAAUUUUGUGUUAUCAUUCCUACAACUUUUUUUGGGUCUAGUAUUUGUAACGUGAUUUUUUGUUUUCAUGCCUCACAUACUAAGUGUGCCAAGAAAGUCUGAUUAUGGUGAAUUUCUGAAGCCUCACUCAAUGUACUAUAUGUUAAGUACAGGUACAGUGAUAUUGCACUAUUGAAGACUGAAAUGCAUGGCCCAUCAUCUUUGAUCCAGCAAAAUUUAUAAAAUUGUGUCAUUCGAAUUGGGCAGAGAAGGUUGUGGAAGAAGACUGUCAUGCGGUACAGAUUUUAAAUUGUACAGUAGCUUGAGAGCUGUUUGUUAUUUGUUUACUCAGCUGGGCUGAACUCUUAUGGAUAUCUGUACCUCACUCGAAUCCUACAUGUUUGAAACAACUUUGAAUCAUGGAAGUGCCUACUAUCUGUAUUUGUAUUGCUAUUUUACUUACAUAAUGAAUGAAGUGUUAUUUGGUCCUGAAAGAUGAUACCAUGAUUUCAUGGGAAAGUGUUACCGUCAAAUAAAUAGCACAUACAAGUUGA
Messenger RNA from Thrips palmi, 2970 nucleotides. It is a transcript of the gene Syx5, whose product is annotated as syntaxin-5. Bases 213 to 1346 code for a protein of 377 amino acids. Gene Ontology annotation, biological process: endoplasmic reticulum to Golgi vesicle-mediated transport; intracellular protein transport; vesicle fusion. The transcript has 6 exons. The record is from RefSeq and is a predicted model, not a curated record. Gene Ontology annotation, cellular component: Golgi membrane; SNARE complex; endomembrane system. NCBI's taxonomy places the organism in Eukaryota, Metazoa, Arthropoda, Insecta, Thysanoptera, Thripidae. Gene Ontology annotation, molecular function: SNAP receptor activity; SNARE binding.